GGCAAGCUGUUGCGCACCCAUGCUUCCAAUAACCAACGCCAUCUAAAGACAUGUCACAUGUGCAAGUGCAUAUGUCAGGCACAGGCGCCCUGCCCUGGAGCUCCGAGUGCACGGGUGCUGCCACCUGUCCUGCCCGACCUUAACCCGGAGCCCCAGUAUGACGGUUCCUGGCACUGGGGAGCCGCUGGAGACGGCACAUUGUUCAACACCGACUAUGGACAGUACCAACUUUCAUUCAAUGACAUUGCAUCCGGGGAAACAGUACCAUAGCAGUGGUCCGACUGCAGCACGGGCCACCCCAGUAACGGAGGCUCCUACCGGGAUCGCUCACCCGGGCUGCCUGAAGAGUCCGAAUCCGCUUCCCCGACCACGAACCUACCACAACAACCUUAGUGAGCCUGUCAAAAGCCGCAGGUGUUGGAGGCACUGUCGGCACCCUGCAGGCACAGCGGGCGGCCGGCAAAUGACCAUGCGGCUGAGAAAUUUCAGGCAACCAGGUGGAACAGGGGCUGCGUAGGCCAUCAACCAAGCACAAACCAGCCGUCCGGUCCCUGACGGCUCCAAUG
Messenger RNA from Colletotrichum navitas, 566 nucleotides. RefSeq lists its product as uncharacterized. The record is from RefSeq and is a predicted model, not a curated record. The transcript is spliced from 4 exons. The coding region runs from base 158 to 517 and encodes 119 amino acids. Lineage: Eukaryota; Fungi; Ascomycota; Sordariomycetes; Glomerellales; Glomerellaceae.